Cornus florida is the source of this 1706-nucleotide messenger RNA. RefSeq names its product V-type proton ATPase subunit C-like. NCBI's taxonomy places the organism in Eukaryota, Viridiplantae, Streptophyta, Magnoliopsida, Cornales, Cornaceae. Gene Ontology annotation, biological process: proton transmembrane transport. Gene Ontology annotation, molecular function: proton-transporting ATPase activity, rotational mechanism. The record is from RefSeq and is a predicted model, not a curated record. Gene Ontology annotation, cellular component: vacuolar proton-transporting V-type ATPase, V1 domain. The transcript has 12 exons. The coding region runs from base 142 to 1248 and encodes 368 amino acids.
AAAUAAAUAAAGUGGAAGGGUGCAUAGUGCCUUGUUAUCUAACGUUGCUCUCUCGCAAGAGAAGUGACAGUUGAAUUUGUAUUAUACUGAUCUUGUAAUUGUUUCACAUACCCCUCUUCGGAGCUCUGCAUCUAGCCAACAAUGGCGACACGAUAUUGGGUGGUCUCUCUUCCCGUUCAAAACUCUCAUUCCGAUUCUCUUCUGUGGAGUCGCUUGCAGGAAUCCAUCUCCAAGCAUUCCUUCGACACUCCUCUCUACAGGUUUAAUAUCCCAAAUCUCCGAGUUGGAACAUUGGAUUCUCUUCUAUCUCUCAGCGAUGAUAUUCAAAAGUCGAAUAGCUUCAUCGAAGCAGUAUCUCACAAGAUUCGGCGCCAGAUUGAAGAAUUGGAGAGGGUUUCGGGCGUGCUCAGUAGUUCAUUGACAGUUGAUGGUGUUCCUGUCGAUUCGUACCUGACUAGGUUUGUGUGGGAUGAGGCAAAGUACCCAACAAUGUCACAACUCAGGGAGAUAGUAGAUAGCAUUCAUGUACAAGUUGCAAGGAUCGAGGAUGAUCUAAAGGUUCGUGUUGCUGAGUACAGCAAUGUGCGCAGUCAACUCAAUGCCAUAAACAGAAAGCAGAGUGGAAGCUUAGCUGUUCGUGAUCUGUCUAAUUUGGUAAAGCCAGAGGACAUUAUCACGUCAGAGCAUUUAACAACCCUCCUUGCUGUUGUUCCUAAGUAUUCACAGAAGGAUUGGUUGUCAAGCUACGAGACACUCACCACUUACGUGGUUCCCAGAUCCUCGAAGAAGCUGUAUGAGGACAACGAAUAUGCUCUUUAUACUGUGACACUUUUCAGUCGUGAUGCUGACAAUUUUAGGACUAAGGCACGCGAAAGAGGUUUUCAAAUUCGUGAUUUCGAAUAUAGUUCAGAAACACAAGGAAGUCGGAAGCAGGAGUUAGAGAAACUAAUGCAAGACCAAGAUACACUUAGAAGCUCUCUUUUGCAAUGGUGCUAUGCCAGUUACGGAGAGUUGGGCAUGGACGCUGGUACGGGCUGUGAGCUCUACUUUUGCCAUGGGGAUGAGAUUUGUAAUAGAAGCCCGUUUCAGGGUCGGGGCAUUGGCGGGAUAAAGCUAUCAAUAAAUGGGAGGGGUUUUCAUCUCUUGGAUGCACUUCUGUGCUGUACGUAUCUUUGUGGAGAGCAUUUUGAGAUACGGCUUGCCUCCAUCUUUCUUGUCAGUUGUAUUGGCACCUUCUACGAAAAGUGAGAAAAAAGUUCGUUCUAUUCUAGAGGGACUAUGUGACAGUACAAACAGCACCUAUUGGAAGUCUGAAGAUGAAGGAGGGAUGGGCGGUUUGGGAGGUGAUGUGGACACUCAUCCUUAUGUCUCUUUCACCAUAAAUCUCAUCUGAGAGAAAAAUUUAUGAGUCACUGUUUAUUUUCCCGAGUUGGAUCGCAUCAGCCUGCAAAAAUAAGAAUACAUAUUUAUAUCGUUGUAUAUUAGAAUAAUUAACCCAAUUCUUUUGGCUUUAUUUAGUAUAUGCUGCUUGUGUGACUCUUUUUGAAAGGGAAUUCUGGGUUGCCAGCUCUUCAAGAAAACCGCUCUCUUUUAUUUAUAGAAGUUUAGUUUGUCUAUGGGAGUAUUUGAAAUUGUAUUGGAAUACUUUGUUUGAUGGUUUUGACUUUAUACAUUGGAUUUGGGGAGUGAAUAUUGUAUUUAUCUGA